AUGCGCGGCCCCGCUCGGCCCUCCACUCUGGCUCGUACCUUCGCCAGCUCGUCCCGUAGUCUGAGCAAGGGGGACAACUUUGGCAAGGCAAAGAAGCUCGACACCGCUCCAUUUGCUUCGACCGACGACGAUGUCGUCGUGCCGUACCCAGAGGACAGCUCGCGUCAUCCUCGCGACGAUGUCGGUCACAACACUACCGGUGGUCGCGUUGGUCGACACACGCAACGAACGCUUGCAAGCUUCUCGAUGGAGGACAAGGUCUGUGUGGUCACCGGUGCUGCUCGCGGUAUCGGCAACCUGAUUGCCCGCACCUUUGUCGAAUCCGGCGCCAACCACAUCGCCAUCGUGGAUCUCAACGAAGAGGAGUGCCGGCACGCUGCCAAAGAGGUCGAGGAGUGGUUCACCCAGCACGGCGGUGUCAAGCCGGGCGAGCUCGACAUCCAAGGUUAUGGCUGCGACAUCUCGGACGAGGCUCAGGUGCAGGACGUGAUCGGACGCAUCCACAAGCGCUUCGGCAAGAUCAACGUCGCCGUCAACUCGGCUGGCAUCGUCGAAAACUUCCCGGCUACCGAAUACCCUACGCCCAAACUCAGGAAGCUGUUCGACAUCAACAUCAACGGCUCGUACUUUGUGGCUCGCGAAGUGGCCAAGCGCAUGAUGGAGGACAAGGUGCAGGGCUCGAUCGUCAUGAUCGCCUCCAUGUCGGGAUCCGUGGUCAAUGUACCGCAAGCUCAAGCGCCGUACAACGCGUCCAAGGCAGCGGUCAAGCACCUUGCCAAGUCCAUGGCGGUCGAGUGGGCCAAGUCUGGCAUCCGCGUCAACUCGCUCUCGCCUGGCUACAUGCUCACAUCGCUCAGCCGGGCUGUGCUAGAGAAUAGUCCGAACGGCAAGGAGCUCCGCACCAGCUGGGAGAACAUGACUCCCAUGGGGCGUCUGGGCGACCCGGAGGACCUCAAGGGAGCCGUCGUCUACCUCUCCAGCGACGCCUCCGCUUUCACUACUGGCGCUGACCUUAUCGUUGAUGGCGGCUACACAUCUGUGUAA
This is a messenger RNA of Pseudozyma hubeiensis SY62, 1044 nucleotides long. RefSeq lists its product as hypothetical. Gene Ontology annotation, cellular component: intracellular anatomical structure. The transcript has a single exon. The coding region runs from base 1 to 1044 and encodes 347 amino acids. Gene Ontology annotation, molecular function: oxidoreductase activity, acting on NAD(P)H, oxygen as acceptor. NCBI's taxonomy places the organism in Eukaryota, Fungi, Basidiomycota, Ustilaginomycetes, Ustilaginales, Ustilaginaceae. The record is from RefSeq and is a predicted model, not a curated record.